AUGCUCCAAUUGCUCAUUUCAAACCGGCACUCUACAUUGAAUCGAAUGUUGACCAUAGUCGUGCAACUGUUCCAGGCCUCUGCUCGUGCUGCUUCUCCCUUGACCUCUGGUGCUGAGUCCGGCCCUGACACCAAGUCUUCUGGCGCCGGUGCUGGGGCUUCCGCCACUGGCUCCGUGAACCGUCCUUCUUCUCCUACUCCUCCCGGUGGUCCCAGAGCUGCUUUGCGUCGCCGCGCGGCCGCAGACCACAAGGAAUCUCUCCGCAAUGCUAGGCCCAGCUCUACCCGUGCCGCCGGUGCGGGUGGUUCCUCCGGCACUAUGCUCAAGCUCUACACCGACGAGAGCCCUGGUCUGAGGGUCGAUCCUGUUGUCGUUCUGGUGCUCAGCUUGGGCUUCAUUUUCUCCGUUGUCGGUCUUCACGUCAUCGCCAAGAUCACCCGCAAGUUCUCCUCGUGA
Molecule: messenger RNA, 456 nt
Organism: Aspergillus udagawae
Lineage: Eukaryota; Fungi; Ascomycota; Eurotiomycetes; Eurotiales; Aspergillaceae
Product: SEC61-beta family protein
Exons: 3
Coding region: 1-456 (151 amino acids)
Biological process (GO): intracellular protein transport
Cellular component (GO): Sec61 translocon complex
Source: RefSeq, a predicted model, not a curated record